UGGAGAUAAACAGAUCCACAGGCUGCAGCUUUGGUUGGAGGACGAAGAAGAAAAAAUAAAUAAACAGGUUUUUUUGCCAGCGGGGAAUUAGCCACAUUUAACCAUGCAGUUGUUAUAUCAUUGUCACAUCUGGCCGGUGCACCUCCACCUCGCCUGCUGUCGGUGCGGUCAACCCGGGGGCGACAGGAAGUACGUGGGGAUCAGUGGAUCCGGUGCUCAUUAACCAUGCCUCCGGCACGGCCCGGAGCGAACAAACUUUCGCCAGCACAGCCCGGGCAUGUGCGGGGAUCGUGACGGGACUGAAGUUACAUGACUCAUCACAGUGCCUCAACAAUAACAGACUGUGGAAAGAACUUUCAAAGACUUCACUACUACGUCUGUCUUUCCAAACUGGUCAAAUCUCCUCACCCCAGUGUUACUGCUAAUCUCUCCUUUCUUUCUACCAAUCCUCCAGCAGCCUCAACCUCUUCUUCCUCUUUCUACCUUCAUUUCCGUAGCUCCACCUUUCAGUCAUCUUUCUGGUGCUGGUGGUUUCCAGAGAGAAGGAAACUAAGAGUCAUGAUAGGACAUGUACUUUCAGACAUGAUAUUCUUGUGUUAGAGGGAGGGAAGAAUAGAGAAGACAAACAAUUUGUCCUGUUUGUGUAAGUUUUGCUGACGACAGGAUUCUCUGGUUCUUCACUGCUGAAUCGUGUGAUUGAGCCACCAAUCAGUCCAUCUGUGUGUGAUUGUCUUACCCUGGGGUGUCAAGGCUUUGCACUGGCUGAACUGCAGCCAUGGAGGUGGCCCUGGUAGACUUUGAGAGCCUGGAUGAACUUGAGGGCAGCCUUGAGGAUGAGGUGGACACAUAUGCUGAUGAGACCACAGCUCUCACUGUGGACCUGCCCCCAGAGGACCACAACCCAGGCGGCAACUACCUUCUGCGAGGUUCUCAACUUUCCUCUACACCCUCCCACCACAGUACUGUGCCCUCCUGCUUUUGGGAAUCCACCUCAUCUUCACCCAUUCCACUGGCACAGACCCUGGUGGUGCCCCAGUCCCCUACGAUGGCAACCCCAAGCAGGCGGGGGCGCAGUAGCUGUGCCAGCAUGAUCUCCAACUGGAAAUUGCUGCUAAGUAGUGAGGGCACUAAGGAGAGUGAGACAAUCUUCAGUCGGCUCACCAAGGAGUGCUGCGAAGAUUUAUUUGCCGAUAAACGUGGGCUCGAGGAUGGAGAUCAGAAAGUCAUCAUCAACAUUGCUGGUCUCCGUUUUGAGACGCAGCUCAAAACAUUGGACCAGUUUCCUGAAACUCUGCUUGGAGACCCUUUGAAGAGAAUGGAGUACUUCGAUCCAAUGAGGAAUGAGUAUUUCUUUGAUCGGAACAGACCCAGUUUUGACGGGAUCUUGUAUUACUACCAGUCAGGGGGUAAGAUCAGACGACCAGCUAAUGUUCCCCUUGAUGUGUUUGCAGAUGAAAUUGUGUUCUAUGAGCUUGGAAGUGAGGCCUUGGAGCAGUUCAGAGAGGAUGAAGGAUUUAUAAAGGAUGUUGACAUACCUCUACCCAAUAAUGACAUGUACAGGCAAUUCUGGUUGCUGUUUGAGUACCCAGAGAGCUCCAAUGCCGCCCGGGGUGUAGCACUUGUAUCUGUUUUUGUUAUUGUCAUAUCCAUCAUUAUUUUCUGCAUGGAAACUCUUCCAGAAUUUAGAGAUGACUCUGACCCAGUUGUACCCACAGUUCCACAACCUUUCAACCAAACCAGUGGUUACACGGCUCCACCUGGUGCAAAGCCCACAACUUUCUCGGAUCCCUUCUUCAUCAUUGAGACCGCCUGCAUCGCCUGGUUCUUCUUUGAGCUGUGUGUGCGGUUUUUGGUCUGUCCCAGCAAAAAGGAAUUUUUCCACAACCUCAUGAACAUCAUUGACAUUAUAUCCAUAAUCCCCUAUUUUGUCACUGUGGUUACAGAAAUGGUCACAACGCCAGAGGAGAGCUCAGGGCAGAACAUGUCUUUGGCAAUUCUUCGUAUCAUCCGCCUUGUCAGGGUGUUUCGCAUAUUUAAACUCUCUCGUCACUCCAAGGGACUGCAGAUCCUGGGACAGACUCUGAAGGCCAGUAUGCGUGAGCUUGGCUUGCUCAUCUUCUUCCUCUUCAUUGGAGUCAUCCUUUUCUCCAGUGCUAUCUACUUUGCUGAGGUAGAUGAGCCUAACACACAGUUUGUCAGCAUACCUGAUGGAUUCUGGUGGGCUGUGGUUACCAUGACCACUGUGGGCUAUGGGGACAUGUGUCCCAUCACCAUGGGGGGCAAGAUGGUGGGCACCCUGUGUGCCAUUGCAGGUGUGCUGACCAUCGCUUUGCCUGUUCCUGUUAUUGUCUCUAACUUCAACUACUUCUACCAUAGAGAGACAGAGGCAGAGGAGAAGUUGCCGUUGACAGAUGCUAAUGAGCAAGCAAUGAAGGCUGAGACAGAUACCAAGCAGGGCAGCAACACCUCGCUCACUAUAUCCAAUGGCAUCUGGCAGAGGGACAAAGGGAAAUAACUGAAGGAGAGACUGCCACAAAGCAGUGGAGGAAUAUUAAAGAUAAAGAUAAUAUAGAGGUAUUUAACUUUCAUGAUUUCUCCCGAAGAACGGGAAGUGAGGUAUCUUGUUUGUGUACUGAAAAAUAUGUUUUAUAAUGAAAUACAGGGCAUACCCUAAUUACCUCUUUAAUGUCUAAUAUGAAAAUGAUGAAUAACAGAGAAGUCAUGUUCAAGAUGUCAACAUAUUACAAGUUUUAGUAUAAGGACACUUUUUUUAGUUAAGCAGAAAAAAACCUUCAUUGUCAUAUUUCAGCAGUAUAUAUGUUUAAAGUUGUUUUGAUAAUUUUGGUCUUGUUUGUAUUAUCUUGGCCAUUAAUCCUAUUGCUUAGAACAUUUUGUGCACCAGCAAACCACCCUUGAAAUACAACUUUAAAAAUAGUGGAAAUUUGUUUCUUCAGUUUCUUCAAGGGCCAUGAAAGUAUAAGAGUUAUACAGGUUUAAACCAGACAAAUUAAAUGAAAAUAAAAGAGAGGAGUUAAAUGCCACCAGCCUGUGUGUUAUAUGGAGCCACUUCUUGGCUCU
This is a messenger RNA of Paralichthys olivaceus (Japanese flounder), 3078 nucleotides long. The record is from RefSeq and is a predicted model, not a curated record. Lineage: Eukaryota; Metazoa; Chordata; Actinopteri; Pleuronectiformes; Paralichthyidae.